AAAUUCACACUUUUUUCCUACUAUCAAAAUAAAUAAAAUGUAUUUACACGCAUGGGAUCUAGCUGUAAAGAAAUGAAAACAACUCAUAAAAUCAACAACACAUAGUCCACAAAGGCUACCCGAGUCAGCCGCCACAUAUCUUCUUCUUCAGCUCGCUAACCACACAUAACAUUCUUUUCAACUGGUCAUUAUCAAUCACUUCACUUUGCAUCUCUUCUUCUAUAUAAAAAUUCUAUCAACAUGCCCAUGGAGAACCCUGCAUUCCCUCGGCUUCCUCAACCAUGGAGGCAUUGUUUCCACCACCACCUCAACACUGUAGCCCUCUCAAGAUCAUUAAAGACUCCAUUAUUUCAAUCUUGGCAAGUUUUCAUGCUGGAUAUUUUAGAAUAAGCCUGUCCCUUUGCAGCCAAGCCCUGCUGUGGAAGAUCCUCGGAGAUCAAUCAAUAGAAGAUGCACAUGCUCUUCGUCGUGUGUUUCAAAUGCUACCCUCCACAGCUUUUCUUCUUAUUUGGUCAAUUGCUCUUUUCACAGUAACCUCACUUUCUCUUCUUUACAUACUUAGAUGUUUAGUUCACUUUGAGAUGGUGAAGCUUGAAUUCCUCCACCAUGUAGGAGUAAAUUAUCUCUUUGCUCCUUGGAUUUCUUGGCUUCUUUUGCUUCAAUCAUCUCCAUUUUUCACCCCAAAGACUAUGUAUUAUCUUGUCCUUUGGUGGGUUUUUGUGAUUCCAAUGGUGGUUCUUGAUGUUAAAAUCUAUGGCCAGUGGUUUACCAAAGGAAAGAGGUCUUUGUCAACCGCCGCGAAUCCGACGAGUCAACUGUCGGUGAUAGGGAACCUGGUGGGAGCCAGGGCGGCAGCUCAAAUGGGGUGGAAAGAGACUUGUAUUUGCAUGUUUUCAUUAGGCAUGGCACAUUAUCUUGUGCUAUUUGUCACCUUAUAUCAAAGAUUAAACGUGGGAAAUUGCCUGCCAACGAUGUUAAGCCCAGUUUUCUUCUUGUUCAUUGCUGCUCCAAGCAUGGCGAGUUUGGCUUGGGACUCCAUUUCUGGAUGCUUUGAUAACUUGGCAAAGAUGCUCUUCUUUCUCUCUCUUUUCCUCUUCUUAUCCCUGAUUUCAAGGCCAACCCUAUUCAAGAAAUCCACAAGAAAGUUCAACGUGGCAUGGUGGGCAUACUCUUUCCCAAUGACAAUUCUGGCAUUGGCUUCAGCAGAUUAUGCACAAGAGGUGAAUAAUACCAUUGCACAUGGCGUAAUGCUGGUGUUAUCUUCUCUCUCAGUUCUGGUAACUCUUGGUUUGGUGGUGUUCACUGCUCUGAAUACUGACAAGCUUUUUCUACCCAAUGAUCCUGCAGUUUCAAGUCCUAGCAGUAACAAUCCUUAGGCCACAUGAUUGAUUGAGGUUUAUAAUUUCAAAUCUCCAAUUGUAAAAGUGAUACUAAAAAAAAAAAUUUCAGCAAGGAAAAAUAUGACUAGUGUUACAAAUAUAUAGGUAGAGAUAUUUGUAUUUGUGAUUUGGAUCCAUGAUAUAAUUCAGGCAAGAUAAAUAUGUUGGGGCAAAAACCACCAUUCA
Molecule: messenger RNA, 1565 nt
Organism: Manihot esculenta (cassava)
Lineage: Eukaryota; Viridiplantae; Streptophyta; Magnoliopsida; Malpighiales; Euphorbiaceae
Product: S-type anion channel SLAH1
Exons: 2
Coding region: 282-1376 (364 amino acids)
Biological process (GO): intracellular monoatomic ion homeostasis; transmembrane transport
Cellular component (GO): membrane
Molecular function (GO): voltage-gated monoatomic anion channel activity
Source: RefSeq, a predicted model, not a curated record